UUCACGUUCUCGUUUGUCGACGCUCCUUGGAAACAUGUCGGCAUCUGAGCCAGCGACAAAGGAGUCUCUAGAAGGAAAUGUCUCAGAGUCUAUUGCUGGGGAAAGUCACAUCAAGCACGAUAAUACAGACGUCGCCAUGGAUACUUCUGACAGAAAAACGGAGCCAGCGGGUGGGGUAACUCAGGUGUUGAGUUCUCAGCAGCUUGGAAGGGAUGCACCCAAAGAUGGGGAGGAUGGAGCCCCCUCCCCACUUAACAAACCAGCUGCCGGAUAUGGAGUCAAAGCCGUACCAGUGACCUCCUUGUUGUCUUCCUCUGCUUCUACAUCUUUGACGCUGUCCCCAGGCCGAGCAAAGAUGAGUGUUUCUGGGCCUGUUAGUAGUAAACCUGUCCUGCCAUCUCCACCUCCAUCUUCCUCCUCUCCCUCUGUCUUAUCGGAUCCACCCAAAAUCCAUCGGGCACGUAAAACAAUGACCCGGCUACCACCAAUGCAGAGAAGUCACACUGACACACCUGCUGCACCUGUGACUCCAUCUGGGUCAUCCUCUGACACCGAAACUGUUGCAAAAAAGAGAAAACUUGGCAAUUUAUCUGCCAGCUCUCCUGAGAAGUGGGAGAGCUUUUCUGACAACAUGCAAAAAGCGUUUGAAGAUGCUGACGGAGCAGCAAGGCGGCAUGUUGAAGACACAGAGGGAUCAGCGAUCAUGUCAAAUCAUGGAUCAGAUUCUGAAGCACAGAGAGACACACUAAUUCAGAGCAAGUCUCGAGAGUUUCCAUGGAAACAGGCAGAUCAGGCAAAAGAUAGAAUCAGCGCUGAUGUGUUGGAGACAGUCGGAGCUGGAAUGUCCGCUGAGUACACAGAAGUUCCUUUAGAUGCGCUGAAUAUCGCUGCUGCUGACAGCCUGACACUGUCACCUCAUCAUGAGGGAAGCGAUGGAGGGGACACAGAGCGGCUGGAGGAGCUUCCCCUUUGCAGCUGCAGAAUGGAGGCACCAUGUGUUGACAGCAUCAACCACCGUGUCAGCAGACAGUGUAUGGCCACUGAGAGCAGCAAUGGAGAGCUGAGGGCUUGCACCAAUGUGACGACCAAAGGAGAGACCAUGCGGCCCUCUAGCCGGGUGCCACUUAUGGUGCUUUGUGACACCCAUCGCUCACACAUGGUGAAACACCACUGCUGCCCUGGUUGUGGCUUCUUUUGCAUAGCAGGAACAUUCCUCGAGUGCUGUCCGGACCAGCGCAUCGCCCACCGCUUCCAUCGAGGGUGUGUGACAGUACUCAGUGGUGGGCGGAGCAGGACAAAUGGUGGAAUGCUUUUCUGUCCCCACUGUGGUGAGGAUGCCACUGAGGCUCAAGAGGUCACCAUCCCUUCAUUCAGCUCAGCAACAGCUUCCGCAACCAUGGUCGUCACCAUGUCAGCAUCCUCCACCACAACACCGUCUCUUCCGCCGUCUGUCCCUACGGCGCCCUCUCUCACUGCCUCCACUGGAGGGAUGAAAGACGGGAAGAUGCCUGAAAGGCCCGUCAGUGCACGUAUGCGCAGCCAUGGAGUGGCGACACUAACAGUGGAGCAACAGCAACCGGCCCAACCUGUGCCCUCAACUGGAUCCGCCACCACCGUGCCUCCUCCUGAGGAGGGAGUGGACAGCGUCGGGCCGUCUGUGUGUAUGCCAAAUGGGAAGCCUGUUAGCCCCAGUGCUCUUCCACCAGGACCCAGUAGGGCGGCUCUACAAAAGGCUAUUCUCACACAGGAUACCGAAAGGAGAAAGAAACUGAGGUUCCACCCCCGUCAGCUCUACCCUGCUGCAAAACAAGGCGAAGUGCAGAGAGUUCUGCUCAUGUUAAUGGAGGGCAUUGAUCCCACAUACCAACCUGACUCUCAGAACCGGCGCUCUGCUCUGCAUGCUGCCGCUCAAAGAGGUCUGUUGGAAGUCUGCUAUAUACUUCUGCAGGCCGGUGCACAAAUUGACGCUCAGGACAAAGACCUGAGAACGCCUCUUCUGGAAGCCAUCGUCAACAAUCACACACAGGUGGCUCGAUACCUGAUCCAGAAUGGCGCCUGUGUCUACAAUGUUGAAGAGGAUGGAUAUACUGGGCUCCACCAUGCAGCCAAACAGGGCAACCUAGAAAUUGUCAACAUACUCCUGGAGACAGGACAGGUGGAUGUAAAUUCACAGGACAACGGUGGUUGGACGCCAAUCAUCUGGGCUGCAGAACACAAACACGUGGAGGUGAUCAAAGUGCUGCUGAACCGAGGAGCUGACGUCACCAUCAAUGACAAGGAGUUGAAUAUAUGUCUCCACUGGGCAGCGUAUGCAGGAAAUGUGGAUAUCGCAGAGAUGGUGUUGAACGCUGGUUGUUCCCUUGCGUCAGUAAACGUGCAUGGUGACACGCCACUCCACAUUGCUGCCAGAGAAGGAUACUUGGAAUGUGUUACGUUGUUUCUCUCCAGAGGUGCAGAUAUUGACACAAUGAACAGGGAAGGAGACACACCUCUCACGCUUGCACGCCCCGACACACCAGUAUGGGUUGCACUCCAGAUCAACAGGAAGAUACGAAGGGGAAUAACCAAUCGCAUGCUUAGGACAGAAAAAAUUAUAUGCAGUGACAUUGCCCAGGGCUAUGAGAACGCUCCCAUUCCAUGUGUAAAUGCAGUAGAUGAUGAAGGCUGUCCUUCAGACUACAAAUACGUUUCAGAGAACUGUGAAACAUCAGCAAUGAACAUAGACCGUAACAUCACGCAUUUACAGCACUGCGGCUGCACAGAUGACUGUUCCUCUAGCAACUGCCUCUGUGGGCAGCUCAGCAUCCGCUGCUGGUAUGACAAGGAUCAACGGUUGCUUCAAGAGUUUAACAAGAUUGAACCUCCCCUUAUAUUCGAGUGCAACAUGGCCUGUUCUUGUCACCGCACAUGCAAGAACAGGGUGGUACAGGCUGGCAUCAAAGUUCGCCUCCAGCUCUACAGGACAGAGAAGAUGGGCUGGGGCGUUCGAGCACUGCAGGAUAUUCCCCAGGGAAGCUUCAUCUGCGAAUAUGUGGGCGAGCUGAUCUCAGAUGCAGAAGCAGAUGUUAGAGAGGAUGACUCUUACCUUUUUGACCUGGACAACAAGGACGGGGAGGUGUACUGUAUUGAUGCCCGUUACUAUGGCAACAUCAGCCGCUUCAUCAACCACCUUUGUGACCCUAACCUCAUCCCAGUGCGUGUGUUCAUGCUGCACCAGGACCUGAGAUUUCCGCGUAUCGCCUUCUUCAGCUCCAGAGACAUCCUAAGUGGCCAAGAGCUCGGGUUUGACUAUGGAGACCGCUUUUGGGACAUUAAGAGCAAGUACUUUACCUGUCAGUGUGGCUCGGAGAAAUGCAAACACUCUGCAGAAGCCAUUGCUUUGGAGCAGAGCAGAUUGGCUCCACUGGAGGCCAGUCCCGAGUCAGGAGCGGACUGUGGGUUGACUAUUCCCGGGAUUUAACAACAGAAAUAAAAAUGUCUUUCAUAUCAUAUUGUUUUCUAAUGUUCGGUGCUUUUUACUCUGUUCAGUGACACAGUAAUACAUUUUUUUCCCCGAAACCACAAGUUGUUUUGCAAAGCCUGCAUUAAUUUCCUCCUUACUAAAACAACAUGAAACAUUUAUGUAUAUUGAAACACCAAUUUUGAUUACAUACUGGAUGCUUUUUGUUGAACAAUUUACAUUUGACAAAACUGACUUGAGCAUUAAUACAUAUUGUAUAUUUUCUGUUGUGCCAAGAAUCAAACUGCAGUUGUUUUUUUUACACUCUGGGAAACCAGACAACCUCUGACCUAGCCUGAAUUGGAGGAAUAGUGUAUCCAUUUGUUAUGCAUUUUACUUUAUUUUUUUAUGUUUUAGCAUGUAAAGUAAUAAAUUUGGAGAACAUGUUUUCACAUUGAAUCCUACAA
Phycodurus eques (leafy seadragon) is the source of this 3906-nucleotide messenger RNA. It is a transcript of the gene ehmt2, whose product is annotated as euchromatic histone-lysine N-methyltransferase 2. Gene Ontology annotation, molecular function: protein-lysine N-methyltransferase activity; zinc ion binding; histone methyltransferase activity. Gene Ontology annotation, cellular component: nucleus. The transcript is spliced from 27 exons. NCBI's taxonomy places the organism in Eukaryota, Metazoa, Chordata, Actinopteri, Syngnathiformes, Syngnathidae. Bases 35 to 3460 code for a protein of 1141 amino acids. The record is from RefSeq and is a predicted model, not a curated record.